GACGCUGGAGCCAUUAGGCCGUGUGCGCCCGCAAGCGUUCCGAUCAUCGGCUUCAUCGGCGCUUCGGGCUCGAAUCGGUUGCCGCACGAGGGCUCCGAAUUCAUUUCCUUCGUGAUACGGACCCCCGGGCUCGUCGAGAUUGCAGCAUUGCAGCUCGAGAAUUCGCCGCGAGCGUGAAUUGUACGAGCUUUCCAAGUGAGAUUUUUCCGUCCCGCGGUUCAGGGAAGGAGGGGAGGGGAGGGGACUUGGGACGCGUGGGUCGGUGAUCGACUCGUGAUCGUCGGCGGCUGCGUGCGCCAUGGAUGCCUGUCGAGAACGGCGGGGGGGUUGAUUCCAGCUGUUGUUGCACGUCAUGGCGUCUCCUCCUCUGCGGGGCGAGAAUCGUCCUGUCUAGCCGCCACACGGCGACGACUCGAAGGAUCGCAUAAGAGCUGCAGAAGGGUGGAGGAGCUGGCGCAGCAGUCGGUCGGUCGGUCGGUCGGUCGGUAAGUCAGUGAGCAUCGUGAAGAGAUCGAUCGAACCAUUCAUGAGACGGCGGAAGUGAGCGGAGAGAAUAAUCCCAAGACAGCAGGAGCUCGUUUGCAAGCCAGAUCAAUGAAAACUGAAGGUCCGAAUUGCAGGUCCUUCAGCGGGGCGCAGUACAGUCUGCAGGCACCUUCGACCUUGGAUCUGGACACGGAAUUGUACAUCCAGCCUCCGGAGAGGGGCCAGAACGAGGCAGAGCGGGACAUGCUCUACUACUGGAAGCGAUCGACCGCUCUCACCGACGAGUGCGCGCAUCAGAAGCGCCAGAGGCUGAUGCUGUCGUGCAGUGUGGAUGAUUCCGCCGGGACCGCAGACGGUGAAGGAGGAGGAGGCGGCGGCGGCGGCCCGAGCACCUUCUCGGCCGGAUCUCACUGCGGCGGCGCUCACAGCGACAUGGACAACAACGAGAGCCAGUUCUCGCGAGACUCUCCGCAUCCUCGCCACCUCUGCUCCGUAUUCCCGUUCAUUCCUCCGCCAUGCUUAUCCAACAGCGCCCACUGCAACAAGUGCUGGUGCUAUUCUUGCGAAGAAUUGGCACCGUGCUCGCUGUGGGGCACGGGGCUGAACAACUCCGAUCACUGCAAUGCGACUGCCUCCAGCUGGUACUGGGCCAAGCACAAGAUAGGAGCGAGCCAGCCGGACGCGGACGAUGGCGGAUUGGCGGCCAUCUCGGAGCGACCGAGCUCCAUGAGCGGCCUCUCACACGGGCUCUACGGACCUUCCAUUUACCCCCUCACUCUGACCAGCACUUUCGAAAGCCUAGGCGAGAACAAGCUACUGCAUGGCGAGUCUACGGACAACGAAUGCUACCCGUCUUGUAGCCCAUCCUCUUCUAUCAUCCUGGUUGCGAACAGACCGCGCACUGAUCCCUCUGCAGAUUGCCAGUGGUUUGAGUUCGGUACUGUACGUGUACCCGUACGAAUGCGGCAGCCCGAGAGAACGCUGGAGGACCUGAUAGAAAAUCUGGACAGAUUUUCUCUUGAUAUCUUUUCUCACAUUUUGGGUGAAGGGAAAGCGUCUCAGCUGGAGCACGUAGAGCUUGUUGGAGAUGGAAGGGCAUCAUUUCAGCACCAAGCUCUACUUGCGGAGUUAAUAGCUAACGAAGCACAAGGUCAACUCCAAGUUAUAGUGAACAUAUCUCCCGAAGCUGAAGACAGGAACCUGGGGAUUGCGCAUAUUCGAGUAUUUCUGAAAAAGGCAAGAGGCGAUGAGCUGUUUUUCCUGAAAGAGCUUUUGAAGGAGGUUUUCCCCGAGGACAGUGGCCUCCAAAGCUACUUACUACAAGUGGACGAGAUGAGGAAGUGGGCUGAAAGUUGCGACGAUUGGACCUCAGUUGCUGGUUUGUUAAGAGACUUGGAAAGUAAUGGAUACGGCGAAGCGCCUCAACCCUCUGGGCUGUCAGUUCCUCUGCGACCUUAUCAAAGGCAGUCUCUGCAAUUCAUGCUCGAUGCCGAACACAGAGAAGGCGGGCUGUUGAGUCUGAAUUAUCACAAGCUCCCAUCGACACCUUCAGGUCAUUCUUUGAUGUAUUCGUCCACACUUGGACAUUUGAUGGAGACCAAAGAGAGCGGCACUGUACGAGGAGGGUUUCUUUGUGAAGAGAUGGGACUUGGUAAAACCAUCGAGAUUCUGGCACUCAUACUCGCAAAUCCCUGCACGGUGGAAAAAUGCCCUCCUGGUUCUUCUAAAGGCACCCUGGUUGUUUGCCCAGUUUCGAUCGUUGGCCAGUGGGCGAAUGAAGUGAAGAGCAAGUUGGCAGCAAAUUUGAGUAUCUACAUGUACCAUGGCUCCAAAAGAAUUCGAGAUCCAAAGAAGCUGGCAAAGUAUGACAUUGUCAUCACAACCUACGCCACUCUCGGAAGCGAUUUCAGCAAAGCUACUCAGGCAACUAGACAUGGGUCCGGAUUUGCAGAGCAAUUUUGUCCUCUGCUCACGGUCAACUGGUGGAGAGUGGUGCUAGACGAGUCACACACCGUCAAAGAUCCUGCACCUCUGCAUUCCCGUGCUUGUGCUAAGCUAAAAGCUGAAAGAAGAUGGUGCUGCACAGGAACACCGAUUAACACAAGCAUAUAUGAUCUUUACGGUCAGUUUCUAUUUCUGAAGCUGGAGCCUUUGGAUAAUAAAGGGGUUUUCCGAAGGAGGAUUGGCCGACCAUAUGAGCGGCAGUGUAAAAGUGAUGAUCAAACAGUUCUUCUGUGGACGCUGAACAAGAUGAUGAUACGGCACACAAAGCAGCAAAAGUUCAAUGGCAGAGAGCUCCUCAGACUUCCUCCUAAAACUGAGCAAGACAUACCAGUGUUCUUUACCAGUGAAGAACGCAGUGCCUACGCGGCUGUCUACCAGAAAGUUAUCUCAAAGUUUGAGCAAUUCCGUUGCUGGGGUCCGACUGUCGUGAGCAAGAAUAUCCUUCAAAUCAUGUCACUCCUACUACCUCUCCGGAGGCUUUGCAGCGGUGGAUUUGUUUCCAAUUUCGACCUCAACAUGACUAAGCGAGAGCAGAGUCCAAGCGGAGGCUGUUCGGAUGUUGGCCACAGCAACAGUAUCUCACUACCAGCAGCUGAAGCCGAUGGAGUCGACGAUGUAGAAGGAGAGUGUGGAAUUUGCUUCGAUUUGAUGGAAUGUCCAACAAAAACCCCCUGUGGCCACUGGUUCUGCAGUGAGUGUAUAAUGUCGACCAUUGGACUGGGCGCACAAGGUUUGUGUCCUAUUUGUAGAAGUUCUGCCACAGCAAGCGAGCUGAUUACCUUUCAAUCCAAGUUGAAGGGAAUCAUGAUGACAUCCCUUUACGAUAAUGCUUCAUCGUCAACUGGAUCUCUCAUGGAAGAUGAAGCUGCAAACGCAAAAGGGGUGCAGAUGAAUUCCAAAUUGAAGACUUUGCUUGCGGAUUUGGAUAAAGUCAGAGAAGAAAAUCCAGGCGCUAAGGUACUCAUAUUUAGUCAGUUCAUGCAAACCAUAGCAUGGCUUAAAGUGGAAUUCAAGAAGCAGAAUAUCACCUACCGAUUUAUAAGUGGAGAUAUGCCGAUGAAGAAAAGAGCUCAGGCCAUUGAAGCUUUUCAAAAGGAUCCACCAACAACUGUUUUUUUACUGUCAAUACGCACGGGAGCCGUUGGCAUCACUUUGACAGCUGCAUCUCACGUUUAUAUGCUGGAACCGUGUCUCAACCCUGCUCUUGAGGAGCAAGCAGUAGGCCGUUGCUGGAGGAUGGGCCAGGAGCGUCCCGUUGUCAUCAAAAGGCUCUACGUGGAGAAUUCUGUAGAAGCGAACAUUUUGAAGCUUCUACGCAGCCGAUAUGCACCCGCUAAUACCUCCGAUUCACCAGAUUCGGAUUCCUCAACAAGGCCGGCUAGGGGCGGGAAGAAUGGAGUAGCGGAUGUCGCUGGUUGCAUACGUACAGACAAGCAAAACCUACGGCUGAACGAAUUUGAAAUCCUCUUCUCAUAAAUCGUGAGCCAGUCGGUUCCCCUUGGCACAUAAUCCACAUUUACUAAGAAGGCGUAAGCGUACGGAUCGAUCGCUUCAUCAUCUUUUCCCUGGAUCCAGGAGCAAGAAUGUGCAAUUCCGGUCAAGUUUAAUCAGGAGGUUGAAUGCAGUCCACCGGGCCUAUAUUCCGCUUAACGCAGGUCCCCGCAGGAUAUAGGUUCAGAAACAGAACGAAGUUGGUUUUCGUCUGUGACCGAGUGAGUGAAGCAAAAAUAAAUAUAAGUAGGAACAGAGACUUUCGGUAGAUUUCAUCCCAUUCAUCGCCUGGAGUUAUGUCGUACCACCUGUCCCCGCAGUCUCUAUGGCUGCGCUAUGAAUGGACGGGUGUCUCAAGCGUUAAUUCUGUAACAAAAUGGGAGAUUGAAUAAAUAAAUCUCGCAAUUGGGAGGUUCGAUCCAUGAGACGAUACACCCCGUGCAUGCUGUAAGAGGCAAAAGCUAUGUAUGCCUGCAUUGUUCAAGAGGGUGCGGCAGGGAGGGAGGCUGAGGAAGAUGAACGACGGUGUAAAACCUCCCUGAGC
Molecule: messenger RNA, 4525 nt
Organism: Marchantia polymorpha subsp. ruderalis
Lineage: Eukaryota; Viridiplantae; Streptophyta; Marchantiopsida; Marchantiales; Marchantiaceae
Source: the annotation of a GenBank genome assembly